AUGGCAGCCGCAGACAUUUCCAUUAAUCCGGUCGAUAUUUUGGAUGAGCAAUUUGCACAGUACCUACAACUAGCCAAGCAAUUACUACCGAAACUUAGAACUCCCAAAGAUCGUCAAAUAUGUUCCAAGUACAUUUCAAGAUGUUGCCAGCUCGGAAACGCCACCCACUCGGCGAAAAGUUACCGGAAUGAGUUCUUCCGGUAUUUUCUCAAAGUGCUGGAUGCCACUAUUCGGAACCAGCUGCACUAUGUUCAGAUGGAUGACCAGCCAGUUCGGCCGACAGACGAACCGAAGGAUGCAUUUCGUUGGUCCAACGAUCGAAAAACGUAUGUGGCUACGAAAAUCAUCCCCAAUUAUGCCAUACUUGUGUACAUGGCCGUUUGUGACGAUCCCGAGCAAGGAUGGGAUAACGGCGGCUUUGGGACUUACGAGUUUUAG
Molecule: messenger RNA, 438 nt
Organism: Sabethes cyaneus
Lineage: Eukaryota; Metazoa; Arthropoda; Insecta; Diptera; Culicidae
Exons: 3
Coding region: 1-438 (145 amino acids)
Source: RefSeq, a predicted model, not a curated record